Jaminaea rosea is the source of this 1670-nucleotide messenger RNA. RefSeq names its product WD40 repeat-like protein. The record is from RefSeq and is a predicted model, not a curated record. Gene Ontology annotation, cellular component: Set1C/COMPASS complex. Gene Ontology annotation, molecular function: protein binding; chromatin binding. The coding region runs from base 58 to 1299 and encodes 413 amino acids. Lineage: Eukaryota; Fungi; Basidiomycota; Exobasidiomycetes; Microstromatales. The transcript is spliced from 3 exons.
CCGCUUCUUCGUCCAACACUACCAAGUUGUCGCCCGCGCCUCCCCCGACCACCCAGCAUGGCCUUCAAAGCUCCAGCCCCUUCUGCCUCAUCUGCGGCUAGUAGCAGCAAGCUCACCCUCGCCACCCCUCUAAUCAGCUCAUUUCGCCCCUCGAAAGUCUUCUCGACGCCCGACUACAUCUCCGCCCCUGCAUCUCCUUCAGCACCACCUCACCACUUCACCUCCCUCUCCUUUGACGAUGCGGGCUCGCACUGCGUAACCUCAUCUACCGACGAGAGCAUUCACCUAUACGACACUCGUACAGGAAGGCAUCAAAAGGUGCUCCACUCUAAGAAGUACGGCGUCGAUCUCGUCACUUUCACCCAUCGAUCGAGUACGGUGCUGUAUGCGAGUACAAAGGGGGACGACACGAUUCGGUACCACUCGUUACAUGACAAUCGAUACAUCCAGUACUUUCGCGGCCAUGAAAAAAGGGUGACUAUAUUGCAGAUGAAUCCGGUGGAUGAUACAUUCUUGAGUGGAGCGGUGGAUGAAAGUGUAAAGGUUUGGGACUUGAGGAGCCCGACUCCGCAGGGCUCCACACCAAUCCACGGCCACCCCUGCCUCUCCUACGACCCCUCGGGACAAGUGUUCGCCCUCUCCAUCUCCGAACGCCGAAGCAUCCUCCUCUACGACGCUCGCAAAUUCUCCGACAGCCCAUUCCUCACCAUCUCGAUGGAUGAUGACGCCUACCUCUCUCGCUUCUCGAUGCCUCCCCGCCAGCCAGUCAUCACGUCUCUCUCCUUCAGCCCUAGCUCCUCCUCGGGGCACCUGCUGGUGGGCACGGCCGGGGACCAGCACUACGUUGUCGACUCGUACAGCGGGGCGUAUGCAUGGAGAUUGGUGGGACACAAGGGGCUCGAAACGAUACAGCGACGUCCUGCGGACGAGGAGGAAGAGAAAUCCUCGCCGUCAUCAAAGCCGAGCGCCGCGAGUCUUGCAGAGAGCGGCUCAUCAGGCCAGGAGCUCACCUGGACCCCAGAUGGCAAGUACGUCCUGGCGGGAAGUGCAGAUGGCUCCAUCCUCGUAUGGCAGAUCCCAGACAAGGACACGCAGCCACAGUCUGCCCCUGGUGAGAUGGGGCGAUCAUCUCCGGAAAAGAUGGCCACGCUUCAUCCUGCGGCUAGGCUAGAAGGGCAUGCCGGACCAGUCAGGGCAUUGGGCUUCAGUCCGAGGACGGCUUUACUGGCAAGCGCAGGCGAUGCACUGGCUUUCUGGCUGCCGACGAACACGGAGGGAACGCGAACGGGUAGUGUGUGAGGUGUAGCGGCUGUAGGAUGAGAUGAUAUCAGGUAGAGGAGAGCUCGAACCUCGUGCAGAAGGCCAAGGACGAAGAUGGCCGGCACCUCGGCGAGGAUCGUCGGUGAUCCCCAACAUUGUCAAGCGAAGAAGCUUCCGUCAGAGGUAAGAACGCCACAAUCACUUCAUCAUCACGUUCGUCCCUUACACCAUGCAAGCACGCUCGAGCCCACCCACGAUGCAUCGUGCGUACCUGCGUCUGCCACGCAAUGAUCGCCCAGCAGGCUCGGACCUCUCACGGCGUUCUUUCACGCUGGUUCGCCGGCCCUCUGGGGGGGAUGGAUCAAGGGACACCGUUCGUGAUAGGAUCGAGGGGCAGAGAGGAUGAUGGA